This is a messenger RNA of Phycomyces blakesleeanus NRRL 1555(-), 477 nucleotides long. RefSeq lists its product as hypothetical. The record is from RefSeq and is a predicted model, not a curated record. The transcript has a single exon. NCBI's taxonomy places the organism in Eukaryota, Fungi, Mucoromycota, Mucoromycetes, Mucorales, Phycomycetaceae. The coding region runs from base 1 to 477 and encodes 158 amino acids.
AUGAACAAAGAUUUAUCGAUGCUAAACGGCGUUAUUUCUACCAAAAACUCUUUGACAGCUAUACAAGAAUCGGUCGAAAUAAAAGAUUAUCAAUCGGUUGGAGAAGAAACCAAGAACACCAAGAGCUUGAAACAUUGUAUCUUCCCAGGAGAGGCUAGACAAAACUUCCUGAUUAACAAAAGAGAAGAUGCAAUCCGUGUAAACAAUCGGCUCUCUCUAGAACCUCUAGUAUUCUCUUCAUACGGCUGUUCAGUCGAGUCAUGGAUCCGGCGUAUGAAGCUCUACAUACAUUUUAAUAACUUUAGUAAAGAGGAUGCACUACACAUCAUACCAGCCCAUCUGGAAGGCAAGGCGCUAUUAUGGUACGAUGCCUACGCUCUAAAAAACAAAUAUGACACACCCGAGAAAAUAUAUGAUGGUUUAUUGAGACAGUUUAGUUAUGUCGAUGUUCUACAGAAAUAUGGUAUAAAGAAGUGA